AAUGGCCCGGCACUCGGUUCUCUCUCUCUCUCUCUCUCUCUCUCUCUCUCUGUGUAACCUCUCAGUCACCGCCUAAUUUUACACAGCACGUUAGGGAGCAGACCAAGCAGACGGACCGGCUGAGCAGGAGGUUAAUCCGCACCUACCAACUCUACAGCCGUACCAGCGGAAAACAUGUGCAAGUCCUGGGCAAGAAAAUCAACGCGAAAGCGGAGGAUGGAGACAAGUACGCCAAGCUGAUUGUGGAGACAGAUACCUUCGGAAGCAGAGUCCGCAUUAAGGGAGCGGAGUCUGGCUUUUACAUCUGCAUGAACAAGCGGGGAAAACUGAUCGGCAAGCGAAGCGGCAAGAGCAAAGACUGUGUCUUCACUGAAAUCGUGUUGGAGAAUAACUACACGGCUCUGCAGAACGCCAAGUACGAAGGAUGGUUCAUGGCUUUCACCCGGAAAGGGAGACCCAGGAAAGGGUCGAAGACCAGGCAGCACCAGAGGGAGGUGCAUUUCAUGAAGAGAUUACCCAAGGGUCACCUGUCCUCUUUGGACAGCCACAGACACUUCGAGUUCAUCAACUAUCCUUUCCCCAGCAGGACUAAACGCACCAGACACUCCAGGCCUCGGUAGAAACAGCCACCGUCCCAAGGUCACCUCUCUCUCCACUGACCUUUACUCCAGACAAUGGAUGAACCCACUCUGUCUUUUUCUUUAAAAUAAAUGAGAUGCUUUAUUUUUCUAUUCAACUCCAACUGAUGGGACUACAUCACCCGGCGUUUGGGAAAAUAAUUCAGUCUGAAGUAAAGUUUAAAUAAUUUUUAGAGCAAGAGAAGGACAGGAACACACAAGAAUUCCGUGACAGGGAAAGGGAAAUCAUUCCAAACCUGAGCUGCUGGGCUGUUCGAUUCCUGAGUUGAGACGAGAGCUUGAGACUGAUUUAAAGUUGUAUAUAAUCAGUUAGUUAGCUAGCUAGAGUGGAAGAAUGAAAGAUGGAAGGUUCACUUUUAUUUUCCCAUGGUCUUCUUCAAAUGCUGCUUUGGAAAUGUCUUCACUUGAGAGUGAUGUCCUGGGGAAUGAAUCACCAAGAUAUUUACAAAAAAAAAUCUGCUGGACUUGAGUUUAUCCCUCAAUGUUGUUACCAGUCAUUCAUUGUCCAACUGCAUUCACUGAAUCUUAGAACAGACAUUGCAAACAAUUAUAACCUCAAACU
Molecule: messenger RNA, 1200 nt
Organism: Rhincodon typus (whale shark)
Lineage: Eukaryota; Metazoa; Chordata; Chondrichthyes; Orectolobiformes; Rhincodontidae
Gene: fgf8b
Product: fibroblast growth factor 8b
Exons: 4
Coding region: 309-620 (103 amino acids)
Biological process (GO): positive regulation of cell population proliferation; embryonic heart tube development; neuron differentiation
Cellular component (GO): cytoplasm
Molecular function (GO): type 1 fibroblast growth factor receptor binding; growth factor activity; type 2 fibroblast growth factor receptor binding
Source: RefSeq, a predicted model, not a curated record